UGCCUCGGAUGGUUUUACAAUGCCGACCAUUUCUCAAGGCACAUUUCGCUGCGGCUGGGUUGGAGAGACACGGUCCGAAUGUGCGUAAAAUAAACCUUCGAGUGUAGACAGAUACUCUCACCUUCAGUGAGACAAAAAGAGAUAACCGCGAGGGGAAACAGAGAUAGUGAUCAUCACAUUAUUCCUACUCACCCGUGGAAUUAACCUGAAAAGCUUCGUGACAACAGCCUUGAUUUCUCAGGAGGAUCACUCUCAUUAAACACAUCUAAGCCAAAAGAAACCUGAUAUAACUUGGAUGAUGGAGUCUUCUCAGUCAGAGAUGAACAUAUUAUCCAAUGGGAAAAGUCACAACCUCGUGGAUGAUGUGGGUAUGCCAAUGAAGACGAUGCUAGAAGAGGAUCAAAAUGGCACUCAAACAGUCAGAUUUGAUGAUCCUGAGGGAGGACUGGAAAAUGAGGGAUUUUUGCCAAGUGCAGAUGGAAAGAAACCUAUUCGUUUCACAGAUUUUGAAGGAAAGACCUCUUUUGGCAUGUCAGUCUUCAACUUGGGCAAUGCUAUUAUGGGCAGUGGAAUCCUGGGACUGGCCUAUGCCAUGGCCAACACUGGCAUCCUCCUCUUCUUAUUUCUUCUGACUGCAGUUGCAGCCUUGUCAUCGUACUCCAUUCAUCUGCUGCUCAAAUCCUCUGGAAUUGUGGGGAUUCGAGCUUAUGAACAGCUGGGGAACAGGGCAUUUGGCACUCCUGGAAAAAUGGCCGCUGGUAUCGCAAUCACCCUGCAGAAUAUUGGAGCUAUGUCCAGCUACCUGUACAUUGUUAAAUCUGAGUUACCUCUGGUCAUCCAAGCCUUCCUGAAGGCAGACCCCAACUCUGAUCUGUGGUACUUGAAUGGAAACUACCUGGUCAUCAUGGUUUCUGCCAGCGUCAUCCUGCCUCUGGCUUUAAUGAAACAACUUGGUUACCUCGGUUACACGAGUGGAUUUUCUCUCAGCUGCAUGGUGUUCUUUCUCACCGCGGUUAUCUAUAAGAAGUUUCAAAUUCCCUGCCCCUUUGAGGAGUUCUCACACAAUAGCACUGCUGCCCACCACAGUCUCAAUGUCUCCAGCCACGCUCUGAUUCACGAGGACUCCCACGAUGACUCCCACUGUACGCCACGCAUGUUCACCAUGAACUCCCAGACAGCCUACACCAUCCCCAUCUUGGCUUUCGCUUUUGUUUGCCACCCUGAGGUUCUGCCCAUCUACACUGAGCUACGCAAUCCAACACAGAAGAAGAUGCAGAAGGUAUCUAACCUCUCCAUCCUCGUCAUGUACACCAUGUACUUUCUGGCGGCUCUCUUUGGGUACCUGACCUUUUAUGACAAUGUGGAGCCUGAACUGCUGCACACUUACAGCCGCAUUGAUCCUUAUGACACUUUGAUCCUGUGUGUGCGAGUCGCCGUCCUCACUGCUGUGACACUGACCGUCCCGAUUGUGUUGUUCCCUGUGCGUAGAGCCAUCCAGCAGAUGAUCUUCCCCACCAAGUCUUUCAACUGGUUGCGUCACAUUAGCAUCGCUCUCGUUCUGCUCACCUUCAUCAACAUGUUGGUGAUCUUUGCUCCGAACAUUCUGGGCAUCUUUGGAAUCAUUGGUGCCACGUCGGCUCCCUGCCUUAUUUUCAUCUUCCCCGCUGUCUUCUACAUCCGCAUUGUUCCCAAAGAGGAUGAACCCAUGACCUCCACUCCUAAGAUUCUGGCCGCCUGUUUUGCUGCUUUGGGCGUCUCCUUCAUGGUAAUGAGUCUGAGCUUCAUAAUUAUCGACUGGACAACAGGGGGCGGCCUUGCUGCAGGAGCCCACUAGAUACUGCCUCAGUGUGUGAGGUCUUGGGAAAGGGGUAUAUAAAAUGGUCAGGGUAAAGGGAGCACUAUCACCUCAGCGGAGACACACUGCAGGGCUGCCCAGCACAGAGCACAGGGUUUAUAACAGCACACAAUAUUCAGUAUAUUACAUGGGCAGGAAUCACCCUUUUAUUGAUCAAAUAGAUUAACUUUUUGACUGUAACUUAACACACAUAUCUGAACAAAAUACUUUUAUGUCAUUUUAUAAUUUAAUUUAACGCAGAGCAAAGAAAAUGCAAUUUGUUUGAAUAAUUAGGAAUGAACAGGGUCUGUUUUUCAUCACCAUCUGUGACUCAGUCCACCUGUGAUGAUGAAUUGGUCCUUUCCUGUCGCUUCCUCUUUAUUUACACACAAACAACUGCAGCUGGUACUGUACAGAAAAAUAAUGAAUGAUUGUCUUUUUAGCUAAAGACAGGAGGUAAUUAAGAUGCAGUAUGCAAGAGAAAUAGCAAAAUGAUGUUAAAAUUAUUUUUACACAAUAAUAAUUAUCCAUGAGACGCACAGAAGAGGACAGUCAGAUGAUCUCAUCCUGAACCAGCAGCAAACUUUAACCAUUAUGUAUCUUAAGACAAAGAAGUGCUUUAAAGCUGCAGAGCGCAGCUGACAUUUUAUGUGUUGGUAAUUUUUUUUUGUUCCAUAUGCAUAACUCAGCAAACUUUCUUCACAAACCCCAGUGCCUUUUAGCAUUCGGAACAGCAUGCAAAAUAAACAAUAAAAACAGGUUUGUAUAUUUAUUUAGCUAGCUACUUUUUCUUUGUUUUUAAUUUUAAAUGGAUUAUAUUUAACUACUGUACAUGACAAAGUUAAUAAUCCCUAUACAUUGUGUAUGAUUUCAGUUUUGUUUUAGCUUAAAGUUUGAGUUAGUUUGAUAAAAUGCAAAGUGCUUGAUUAAAAGAUUUAAUACCUCCCUUUAUAAAACAUUUAGCACAUAUAUACCCAACUGUGACCUUGAAUUUAAACCAAGUACAGCUCGAGUUUACCUAAACAGUUCAUACGAGCUUAUUAACCUUUAAAAUUCUUGAUUCGCCCAUUAAAGGUUUCGGAAAGAACAUUGUCACACUGUAUAAUAAAUAUCAGAACACUUCAUUGAAGCCUACGAUGCUUACAUUGAGUGAAAAUUUAAAUUCUAGGUACCAAAUUUUUCAUGGCUGCUCUUAAAGGAAUAGACACUUUAUGAAAUACACUUAUUUAGUCAAAAUAUUAGCACACUUCCGCCUGUACACUAAAUAUAAAGCUACAGCUAUGAGACUGCUAGCCCAAAGCUUAGCGUAAAGACUGGAAACAGGGGUAAGAAGCAGGCCAGACUUAGUCCAAAGAUUAAAAAUACAUCUACAUGCACGUCUAAAGCUCACCAAGCAAGUUAUUAUACACAGUCUCUAGUGUUUUUACUGAGCUGAGCUAGCUAAUAGCUAGCUCUAGAUUUGUUCAUCAUCCAACUGCUUUUCAAAAUUAGCAAGAAUUUAAAGGAUGGGUUCAUCUAAAUUUCAAAUAUAUUAUACACAUUCUCCACUAACUACUAGUAAAUGGCCAUGGAAGAAGGUUUAGUUGUACUUGGCCUUGAGAUACUUUCUUUUGGACAAGUAUGUUGACAAAAUGUUUAAAUUAAAUAAAGCUACAUUUGAAUAAUGGUGAUCCCACCUUUUCGAUCAAACUCCGGUUUGAAUAAAGCACCGGCCUGCAACAGAAUUUUUAUUAGAUGAGCCUGCUGGUGGGCUGGCGGAUUUAAAUUCAAUACUUUAAUGAUUGUGAUUCUGAUACACUGUCUUUGCUUUACUGGUCUGUAGUACUUUGAUCAGCCUUGUUGACUAUUUAGACCUGAGGUUAAUAUUUUGCAUGAUGUUUUCGUCCAGUCUGUCCUGUAGUUGCUAUAGUGAAUCGCACAGUAACAGAAAACUUCCUUCCAGCACUGUCAUGUAUAGAUGUUAUUGUAAUACUGUGGAUUUGGCAUCUUAUAGUGAAGUGUUUUAUUGUCCUAAUCUGUGCUACUGUUGGUGUUAUGAAGCCCUUCUUAAAAGAUGUGACAAGAAGUAAUGUUCCAGACUUUACUGUUCUCAUGUUCAGUCUGUGAAGACACAUUUAGCUCAAUUCAAAUAUGUGGAUGAUUACUUCUAACAUUUUUGUUUCCUCAGAAUGGUUUUAAAACCCACACUAUCACAGAUACACUGCAUAUGAGUACACUUUCUACUGGUUACUGUAACAUUUUAAUACAUAGAAAUAUAGAUCAAAUAUUUACAGCUUUUUAAACAAUGUAAUAUUUUAUCUUGGAUAAAAAGAGAAAAUGUGAUGACAAAUACUUGCUACUUGUACCCAAAGAUGGUUUUAUGUUGUAUCACAGCUCUCAGGCUUUAGAGAAGUCAACUGCAAAUCCUCACUUAUCUCAUUUUUUUUUUUUAUUUAUAUAAUACUUUAUUUUAUGUUUGUUUAGCAGUCCUGACUCCUGAUGGUGUUUUUACAGACAUAUUAUGAGCAACAGCAGAAGAAGUAUUUAGUCCAAACAUCGUACUCCAUCCCAUGCUUUUCCACAUGUAUUUGCCAUGGUUGUUGUGGUGUAAAUGAAGGGUUAGUUCUGCCAUGGUUAGUAGAAACAGCUUUUCUUCACUUUAAGGGAUCAUGCCAAAAUAACAACUGACUACCUACUGCUUUGAAAUGCCUUUAGAUUUUAAACAGGUAACACAGUUUUAUUAUCAGAAAUAUUAUAUGAAAUAGGAAUCUGUCAUGUACGUAAACAAAUCUAUGUGAUAUUUUAUUAUAGCUGUUGUUUAAGAUGUUAAUCUAUGGAAAUAACAUGACUAUAAUUGAAUUACAAGGUUGAUGGAUUUUAGUGAAUUAAAUAAGACGUUAUAUAAAUAAUGUAUAUAAAUGUAAACCUUUUAUAUUUGUGAUGCAUAUUUACAGUAGCUUGUAAAGUGUAAAUAGCAGGGACAGUUUUAGUUUGGCAAUAAAAUAAUUGUAGAUGUU
This is a messenger RNA of Amphiprion ocellaris (clown anemonefish), 4830 nucleotides long. RefSeq names its product solute carrier family 38 member 3b (gene slc38a3b). The coding region runs from base 296 to 1834 and encodes 512 amino acids. Gene Ontology annotation, biological process: amino acid transmembrane transport; histidine transport; asparagine transport. Gene Ontology annotation, molecular function: L-histidine transmembrane transporter activity; L-asparagine transmembrane transporter activity; L-glutamine transmembrane transporter activity. The transcript has 17 exons. The record is from RefSeq and is a predicted model, not a curated record. NCBI's taxonomy places the organism in Eukaryota, Metazoa, Chordata, Actinopteri, Pomacentridae.